CAGCUGCUCCUAUUUUCUGCUGUCGCUUUUGGCGCUCGGCCAUCCAGAAACAAACCACUUCGAUGACUCCUAAUAGUUAUCGCCAGAUGUACUAAUACACAACAAAUCACGGUCCGGGAGAGGGGGAGAGCAAAUGAGUUCCUAUUUUGUGAAUCCCACUUUCCCGGGGAGCCUGCCCGGGGGCCAGGACUCCUUCCUCGGGCAGAUCCCCCUAUACCCGACGGGCUAUGAUGCUCUCAGGCAUUUUCCGGCUUCGUACGGGGCAAGCAGCCUGCAGGACAAGACUUACACCUCACCUUGUUUCUACCAACAGUCCAACACCGUCAUUGCUUGCAGUCGGGCUUCCUAUGAGUACGGAGCCUCUUGUUUUUAUUCGGACAAGGACAUUAGUAGCGCCUCUCCUUCCGGCAGUGGCAAACAGAGGGGGCCCGGGGACUACCUGCACUUUUCUCCCGAUCAACAGUACAAAACCAGCGGCGGCCAAGCCAAAAUUAUAAAUGACGAAGGCACCGACCGGAAGUACACGAGCCCUGUUUACCCCUGGAUGCAGCGGAUGAACUCCUGCGCUGGUACAGUAUAUGGAACACAUGGGAGACGAGGGAGGCAAACUUACACCAGAUACCAAACGCUAGAGUUAGAGAAGGAAUUUCAUUUUAACAGAUACUUAACCCGAAGACGACGUAUUGAGAUUGCAAACGCUCUCUGCCUUACUGAACGCCAGAUUAAAAUAUGGUUUCAAAACAGGCGGAUGAAAUGGAAAAAGGAAAACAAAUUCAUAAAUUCCACACAGCCCAGCAGCGAAGAAACAGAGGAAAAGUCAGGGGAGUAGAACCACGUUUAAUAAACGCUACCAGGCCUUUCCUUAGCGCUUACUACUACUAUUAUUAUUAUUAUUUACCUUGUGUUCCUUCUGCUACUGAAAUCCUAUAGGUUUGUCACAGUCUAUUAAUCCCCAAAAGGCUUGGUUAAAAGAUGUAUAUUUGCAAUCAUCUGUGACUUACUCUAAUAUAUGUGGAAGCCCCAGCUUUCGAGCUACAGGCAUGUAUGUAUGUAACCACCUUCCUAAAGCGUAUAUGGCGUCGGUUAAAGCAUUAGAGAAUUGGCCCAGAAUUUUAAAUGUUUGAGAUUAGCAUCUCAAAUGGGUGAGUGGGUGGGUGUCCCUGGUGUGCUUGUGUGAGAAAAGAUAAGCAAAUUAUUUUUUAUCUUUUUUUCUUUUUAAUUAGAAAUGCUUAUAUUGUAGAAAGACAAGAGAUUUUAGAAAAUAUUUGGUUUAUGUUUUUGCUAGCUCCCGUUACGGCGGGCCAUCUUGUUAUUCUGUGUUUAGGAGUUUAUGAUCUGCAGGGGAGAAAAAAGUUUUAGUCAUGUAUAAGAUAUUUAAAUAGCAAAAGGAAGAAAAUUUCUUUAAAAAAACAUUGUAUGAAUCCCUGUGUAUAAACUUUCAGUUAAAGCAAAGAUGAAUUGCAGGGAGAUUUUUUUUUUUUUUUAAUGCCGCUAAACUGCUUAGUCUGCACUAUAGUAUUAAAGUAAAAACUCGGCGUUAAACUUCAGGGGAAGCGAGGGAAGAGGUUUUGAAGAGGGCAAUUUUCUAUGGUUCCCGUUGAGCUUACGCUAAGGUUUUGGUGAGCUCAGCUCUGCACUGAAGGGGCUUUGAAUUAUGGACUACAUUUCUUGGAGCUUCGUGAGCUUAGAUCGAUCUUUUUUCCUUUUAUCUUUCUUUCUUUCUCUCUUUCUUUCUUCCUUCCUUCCUCCCUUCCUUCCUUCCUUCCUCUCUUUCUUAUUCGAAGAAAAGAUCUUAUUAACUUGGGGAUUUUCUUUCCUGCUUCUGCGGUAUCUUAAUUCACAUUCGCAUUACUUAGCACUGGAAAAAAAUAAAUUGGUACUUUGAAGAAAAA
This is a messenger RNA of Haemorhous mexicanus (house finch), 1892 nucleotides long. RefSeq names its product homeobox A6 (gene HOXA6). Gene Ontology annotation, biological process: regulation of transcription by RNA polymerase II; anterior/posterior pattern specification. Gene Ontology annotation, molecular function: RNA polymerase II cis-regulatory region sequence-specific DNA binding; DNA-binding transcription factor activity, RNA polymerase II-specific. NCBI's taxonomy places the organism in Eukaryota, Metazoa, Chordata, Aves, Passeriformes, Fringillidae. The record is from RefSeq and is a predicted model, not a curated record. Gene Ontology annotation, cellular component: nucleus. The transcript is spliced from 2 exons. Bases 134 to 829 code for a protein of 231 amino acids.